GGGGAAGAAGACGUUAUCAGGUGAAAAGCAGUGCCUAGUGUUUGUUUUCGAAAAAGAGAACUACUGUGUGACCGUUGGCGUUAGGCCCGCCUCCUCGCCUGUUCUCAACUAGGUCCUGUCGAGUGUGGAUAAAUAGGUGGGCGCUGCGCGAGAAAUUCUAUUGAGCAGCUUGACUACGAGAGCAGCAUCAUGUCUGGCAGAGGCAAGGGUGGUAAAGGACUCGGCAAAGGAGGCGCUAAGCGUCACCGCAAGGUGCUUCGCGAUAACAUCCAGGGGAUCACCAAGCCGGCUAUUCGCCGUCUGGCUCGCCGUGGUGGUGUAAAGCGUAUUUCUGGUCUGAUCUAUGAAGAGACUCGCGGUGUGCUGAAGGUGUUUUUGGAGAACGUGAUCCGCGACGCCGUUACCUACACCGAGCAUGCCAAGAGAAAGACCGUGACCGCUAUGGAUGUGGUGUACGCCCUGAAACGCCAGGGACGCACCCUGUACGGGUUCGGCGGUUAAACGCUCUAACAACGAACGACGCGAACACAACGGCUCUUUUAAGAGCCACCCACAUGUCUAGAAAAAGAGCUGUUCCGUGUGGAAAAAAA
Molecule: messenger RNA, 590 nt
Organism: Ictalurus furcatus (blue catfish)
Lineage: Eukaryota; Metazoa; Chordata; Actinopteri; Siluriformes; Ictaluridae
Product: histone H4
Exons: 1
Coding region: 190-501 (103 amino acids)
Biological process (GO): nucleosome assembly
Cellular component (GO): nucleosome
Molecular function (GO): structural constituent of chromatin; protein heterodimerization activity; DNA binding
Source: RefSeq, a predicted model, not a curated record